AGAAAAACUCACUGCAGGCUCCACAAGAAACCCACCCUGGUUUCUUCGUCGUGACUUCCCGUUCCGUUUCUGUUGGUCUGUAAAGAACGCAUGAAGAAAGAAACUUAGAAUGAGCUCCUAUUACUAAUCUAUUUUACAUCAUUUUUUAUUUUUCCUCAUUGCGGGAACAGCAACACCCCGCUUGCGCCAUAGAUGUGAUUCUGAUUGUCCCAGCUUUUGCUUUUUUUGUGUAUCUUUUAAGUACUUCUACUUCUUCAUCACUUUGAACUUGUUAUCAGCAGUAUAUGCGGUAGAACAUCGACUCUUCUAGAGUGAUGUGCCGGUUUGUAAUCACCACGAGAGCUGUCGCGGUUUUGGCGGUCGCGAGGACCGCCGCCGGUGUCCACGAGGAGGAAAAGAAGAAGACUGAGUACCAUCGGCCGAAGAAGUUUAUGCAGCGGGUGGACGACGCCGAGCGGGAUGCGUUCGAAGGGAUUUGGACAUUCUCAAACAACUUAUUCUCAGCACUCAGCACCAGCGGGUCGGGUUCCUCUCCCCCAGAAGCCGUCAAAGACAAAAGGGCUCUCGAUUCCUCGGCUCCUGUUUCUCAUGUUGACCAUGACGAUGACAAAAGGACAAAUAGCGGGGGCAGGAGCACGAACUCUGAGAAAAGAGAUGACGCAGAUAAGCAGUCUCCCCUGUUCCUGAAGGAAGACGUUGACCUGAGCGAGCACAGUGCUGCUGGCUCAAGUUCGAGCUCCGUUGACGUCGACGACAGCACGAGAUCGUCAUGGCUUCAGCACCAGCAUGAGAACGAGAAAGUUCCCGCGAAAAAGAAUGCGGCAACUGAAGAGGAACGCAAGAUGAACAGUACACACGAUCGGACCUCCGAGGAGAAUGGAAAACAACAGCACGAAAAUGAUCGUAUUCGCAACCAAGUGGAAUCUCCGGAAUCGGCGUCACAACGCUGGUCAUCCUCUUCGGAAGAAACCGAGAACAGUAGCAACCACACGGGUCCUCCUGCUUGGGAUCAGCAGUUGUUACCGCACCGUGCUGCACCCGACAUCAUCCUCGUCAGGCCGGGAUCGCAUCAAAAUGAAUCUUCCAGUACGUUCGUGCAGAGGCAAGAAGAUGAAACUCAGACCAAACUACAAGCUACGCCCCGGACUGCUGAUCGUAUGGAGAAUGCCAACGGUCAUGGUGGCCAGUUACUUGUUCAAGGAGUUGAAUCAGAAGUGCAUAGCACUUCCAGCGCCAAGCUCCUGUUAGCACCUGGAUCCUCUGAAGAUACAACAAUUAACAACAAGAAUGACAAGAAACAAUUUUCGGAACAAAACGCAGACGGACAGUUGUGGGCCGCGAACAAGGCGAGGGUUGAUCAAGGCGAUCCUGAUCUUCAUGCUAGUUCGCUUGUAGAAGAACAUGCGAUCAACAUGUGGCCGUGGGGCGCUCCUGACUCGGAGGACUCCGACGAGGACGACGAUGAUGACGACGAAGAUGGUCAUGAUGAUGACAGCUCAGAAUAUGGUCAUGGGGAACAGACCAACGAGGAUUCGUCGCCGUCAGCAUCUGACGAGGAAGAUUCGGAAGACCAUGGUCAAAAGAUGAGUAGGAAAAAGGCCAGUGAGAGCCUGAUGACGAUGCUUCAGGAAAGUGCACAGGCCGCGGCCAGUCUCGGAUUGAUUUCAAAAUCAAAGAAAGUAAUGAUGGCCGGCCCCGGUUUCGUCAAGUUCGUUGGGUAUGACCUCAUAAUGGCGAGGGCUUUUGGCCUGAAUCGAUACGGGUCAAACGAGCGAGUGCUGGCGGGGUACUACAAAUUAUGAUUAUCGUGGUGAUUGACAAUUUUUAGAGCUCUAACUCUAUUUUAUUGAGGUGGAUCAAUUCCGAGCCCCAACUAUGUAUUUCGUACCUAGCGAAGCUCCUUUUUUUUUUGUUUUGUCUUCGCAAAGAGCGAAGAGCACUAAAUAAUUAAAGGCACGGGCGUCGUGAAGCUGCGCCUUGCAGUUUCAAGUUACACAUUAAAUUUAAGAAAAAAAACUAACAACUUUCAGCGAAUGCGCACAAGGGAACGCCGUCGAGAAACUAACGGGAGUUGCUAUGUUAUUCCCCGUAUGCAAUGAAGAAUAUAUUUCUGGGUCAGUGGAGGGAGGGUACCGAUACUGUACAGCAUUAGCAACGCUCUAAGUACAAGUUCGUCUUGGUCCCUUUGCACGACUUCAUCAAAGGCGCUUCUUGGCAGUUGUGGCGCUGUAUCGUGAAGUGUCAUGGAAGACAAAUUACUCAGACCAACAAGAACCCCUCCCCAUGAUGAUCAAAGCUUUCUUACAUCUUCAACACCCUCGACUGACCCAGACGUACUAUUUCGAUUUGAUAUUCUGGCAUGGCGGACGACGAUGCGAAUUUUCAAUUGGGCACCUGGAUGGAGAUAUCAUGCAGAAAAGUCUAGCAUAUUUCAAUUAUUUCUAUCACUGCCAUGCUGAGAAAUGUUUGAAGUCAGACUCAAAAAAUAAAAAGAUGAACAUAUAUAAAUUUGAAUUUGUAUUUCGUCCCCACGGCAGGGGCAGCUUCGCAGCACCAGAGCCCCGCGCUACGUAGGUAGGCAUGACCAUGCAUGUCCAUGACCUUGACCGCACUCACAUCAAGGGCAGAUGGUCGGCGUCCACUUUGAUGUAGUUGAUUUUUUUAGUUUUAUCAAAGAGCUAGUAGGUACAUAAUUCCAGGCAGCCAAAGCCAAUGCCAUCAUUUUUUAUUUUCCAUUGGAGUGAUACCCGAAUCUGAUAAGCAUAAGCUAGCUCUUUUCUAAUUGAGACGACCACCUGGUGAAUGGGGGAGAGUAUGAUCCGACGAAAGAAGCACCGAAGUUGCACUUUGUGGAGCACUCGCUAAAUGCAAUAAAGCGGCAUGAUUCUGACCUUCAGACACGGCCAGGCGCUCCUGCGGUUGCGGAAGGUUACUUCUAUUAUGUGGAGCAGCAAUGGAUCCAGGUCGUGGCUAAGCCAAUUGAAAAAACAAGGAGGGAGGUCCUCGACGAUUAUUUUUUUUCGCCCAACGGCAUACCACAAAAAAUUAAAAUACGAGCGCCCGAUAAGACCGAGGAACUCGAGCUGAUCCUGAAAAAACAGACCUACCGGAAAAGAGUUGGUCAUACGGUAAACAACAUCAAGGCAGUGGCGGGGUUUGUCGAGCGUACCUUUUUCCCCAUCUUACCGAAUGGGGCGAGUUUGCUGCACAUCGUGGAGGAUCAAGAGCCGCAGGGAACCGGAGCUGCAUUACGCGGAGAACGCCAGAAAUUUCAACCAACCACCGACGCCUCCACGUGUAUGGCGAAGGUUGAGAGUCUUGGUAGCGAGCGCGAUUCGCCAACUCAGCAGUCUGAUUCCGUGCGCAAACUCCUGCUGGAUUUCGUCGUUGACCGGCUGGUAUUUCUCUUCUAUGCUUUCUUUUCUUGUUCCGCGACCGCGAGUCAACGCGAAGCGCAACCAGGCAGACUUUGCAUUUAAGUAAGUACUUCAUUCUUAUUGUAUAUGUUGGUCAUGGUAAUGCAUUGACAACUUCUAGUUCCACUUGAUUUCUUUAUACCUUUAUUAUGAGUGCGAGCAGGAGCAGCUAAUAUGGCGGAUUCAUUUGGUAACUUACGUUUUUGGGAGCGCAGGGGACCGAAGGCCCACCCGGCUGGGUGGGUCAUAGUUCCUAUGAGCACCACCUAGUAGGCGAAAUUGUAGAAGUGACCCUCUUCUUCUGACUCUAACUCAAAUAGAAAUUAUCUCGAACAUUACUUGCAUUACAACAUUCACAGUUGGUAUUGCUUUUGGUAGAUGAAUUUCGAACGCACUGUGCAGGUAAUUGGGUUGGACGACGACGAGGACGUGGUCAGGUCGUCGCAUCUGGUGAUGGUGGAUGGUGUACGAGAGUACUUUUUUGGCCCACUAGCGCGGGUGCGUGAAGGGAUCUUGGCGCGGUCGACACAUCACGACAAUACAGUAGAAAAUGACAUUGCGCAGGUUCGCAAUUAUCUUGAAGAGCACACAGGAAUUGAGGACUUCUGGAGAUUCACCAAAGAGAAUAAACACCUGCACCUCAUCGACCCCCGUUUCGAUUCCAUUGACAUUGGAGAACUCAAUGGGCUGCUCGAUAAGGCCGUUCUAGAGCUUCAGGCGGAGAAAGGGAUACUACUCGCUGCGAGGAACAAAAAUCAAAAUGGUCUCAUCUCGUCAACAACACCACAAGUACUAGAACUAGAAGUGAAGGAUUUUGCGGCCCUAAUCGUUCAUCCAAUUCCCAUCUUUCAAGAAGCUGUCGCUCUCAAGCCGAGACUGGAACGUAAAAUACUUCUCGAGAAGAGGUGGCGGGAAGAUGGGUGGGAAGAACUCGAGAAGGCACGUAAAAUACUCGAGAAGAAAAAUAAAAGACUCGAGAAGAAGUUGGAAGAACAAAAUAAGCGUCAUCUUCUUGCGAACAAACACGAACAGGACAGCGAAAACGACGACGAACACGAUGAAGAGGAGGAUGUCGAGGAUAGCCCAGAGUACCUGAAAGCCAGAAAGGAGUACGUAGAGGCAGUCAACGAGUUGAGACAGGCAGAGAAGGAGGCGAGGCACGAAUACUUCUUGCGUGAACAGCACAUGUCGCCUCUGCGGUACGCAUUGUUGACCGACUUCAGGAAGAAAACUAGAGCCCGCACUAUAUCCUUCCUCCAGGAAGAUGCACGACUCCCAAUAGUGACGGACGUGUGUGGAUUGGCGGUCCGCGAAGUCGAUCCGACUGAUGAAGCUGCGGGGCCGCAUAAAGAAGGUGAGCAAGCAGAAGAUGAAGAUGAUGCCGCAGCUGCUGGAGCUAACACCAAUCCUGAAGAUGGAGAACAGUCCACUUCGACAUCCGACCGCAACGACAAGAACCCGAAGAAAGCUAUGAAGAUGUCUCCUACUUUACGUCGAUUCCUGCAGCAUUUUGCUCUUGUACAUGACUACGCGAGCAACCCACGGGCUUCGCCGUGCUAUUUUGAGAACAUACCAGACCAAAAGCAGCUCGAGGGCUGCAGAAAAGCGCUAGAUGACAAGCUCGUGUACGAUGUCACGCAGCAUUUCGACACGAACCGCGACGCAACAUUCCAGCCAGUGCUCAGAAAGCGGAAAGGAGAAGAGCAGCAGCUGUGGGCGAGUGGAGCGCAUCUCCCUCCCCGCGCCUCGCGCUACGUAAAAAUGAUGGUCCGGGGGUUGCCACUGGCCGAUGACUCUGGUCAAAGAUAUGAUGCUGUCGCGUGGCAUCACUUCCUGACAGUGACAUUUCUCAAACCUGACGUGGAAAGGGGAAGCUUGACGGGGAAGGAAACAGUACAGCAUUGGAAUUUCAACCAACGAUAUGAACAAAAUAGGAAUCUGCCGUAGUUCUUUCCGCGCCCUGCUCGGCUCAGACCAGCGUAGUGCCGCUGCGCUGCAGCUGCUUGCAUGGCUAGUAUAAUUGUGUUUAUUAGCACAAUUGUGGUGCCGCUGCUUUAGAACAUACAAGGUACAAGGUUGUAGCUCUCGUAGAUCUACUAGUACCAUAAAGUGUACGUAGAUGAUGAAGAAUUAAACUACACCUACAACAAAGAAAAAUAUUAAUUACGGCCAUGCAGUAGAAGAAUUGGUAGCAGGGUCAUGCGUACUUAUUGGUCUGCAAUAAGCUUUAGUAGGCGCGCAGAGAGAUGCACGAUUUGCUUUUCCAAUUUCAUAGAACUACGGGUGUUGGGAUGAACGACAUGUGGGGAGAUUAUUUCGGUGAAGAAGCGGAGCGGGCCGAGGACGAGAAGACGAGAGAGCACUUGGAAGGCUGGCAUCCGUACGAGUUUGGUGACGAAUUAAUAGAGGCUGCCAAACCAGGAAGUGGGUCAUUGAUUGUCCCGAUGACGCAAGGGGAAUGGUAUGCGCUCAUGUUCGCCCUGAUGCUGACGCCGUUUGGGGACGGCAAAAUGUAUCAGUGCUUCCCCUUUACAGGGCAUCAGCACAUUAAUUGCCAGAGCUUUGCGCAUCUGCUGCCGGAGUUGCUGCGUGUACCUGUUGUACCUGCAAAAAGCUCUUGGCUUUCGGGUUCUGGUGCUGCACCGCACCCCGUCGACUACAGAAGUAGCGGUUUACGUUUGUUCUCAGAAUGGUACGAGGAGCAGACCAAGCAGAAAAAGUUUGUUGGCGCGAUUAAAACUGUGUCGGAGGUAGUGGUGCAGUUGAUGAUGAAGAUUCCGACAUAUGGCAAGAACAUUUCAAAGCGGAUACGCGGAUUCAUGACAGAACAACUCGGCCCUCUGCUGCAUUCCGCACACGAAAGAGUGAUGGAGUACAUGAGCGCUUCCGCCCUGGAGGCCGCUAAGAAAACGUGGUCAGAGCGGUUGUCUAUGUUAUUAUUGGCGAUCCGGACGACAGUUACGACGGUAGCGGCUGCGGUGGCCUCCAUGACCAACGCCGCAGUGGAGCACCUUCGACGCCUUCCUUUCGCAUCGACAGCGCAGAUUACAAACGACCUCAGCGGUUGGGCACGUCGCGUUGUUCGAGAUGCAAAAGCCGCAGCCGUGACUCUGACGGCCGGCUCAGCGGAUGCAGGCUCGGGUAGCACAGACCGGCAUCAAGGAAUACCAGACUCGUAUGUCUCCGUUGGGCUGGAAAAAAUGCUCCGGGAGGAAGUAAACUCUGAUAUACAACCUGGUGAUCCUCAUGAGGAAGAGGAUAAUCUGCCUGGUGCCUUGCGGUCCGACCGCGAGGAGCAAAAUCCAAUGCAACGGGAACACCAUUUUGCUAAUCCAGAUCCUUAUGGUUUUUCCACCGCUGCUCCGUAUGAUCCUCACGGCGCCGAGAGCCAGCAGAACAGUGGUCACGGUAGCGGUGAUAUCUUUGGGGGAGCUGUGACUCCGAAGCAGGAGAGUACGAAUGCACGUGAACACGCACACCCUCCUAUCUAUGAUGAAAAUAAAUAUGGAACAAGUGGACGAGAAAAUGAAAUGAAAGCCAGCACUUCUACUCACUGGAACACAAUUCGGAAGGAGGUGGCACGCGGGGGCGGGUCGCGGUUGCAAGACAACAUAGCAAGGGAACUCUGGGCAGGUCUAGUAGCAGAGAAGGAUCAACAACAGCACGAAGACACAAACCGCGAAAUUUCUGCUAGUCAACAAGGGUUGAAAGAACACCCAGUUGUUGCACCUGUUGCACCAGAACAUCAAGCACAACCUGAUGCCGAGGCGCGUGGCCGUCCACCGCCUGCCGGGGUUGGCCCAGCGAGAGCGAGUUCUGUCCCUAGCCUUCCUCAUCAACAUCUUCAUCAGACGCCACGGGGUCGCUCGCCACGGGGUCGCGCGGUGUCGCAGGGUAGCCGUCUCGGUGUUGGACACGAACAACGGUUGGAGUCGGGGAUGAGAUCUCGGCCAGCCCGAGAUCGCGCUCCUUCUCCAACUACUCGUGGCUCCCGACGUGCAGAACAACGACCACCGGGGUCGUCCACCAGCAGUAAGAGUCUCCAAGGCGUUGGCGCGCCCUCGUCGCUCGGGGAUGAAAAUCAUCCCCGGGGGGAACGCCAAGCGGAAUCGCGAGCCGGAGAUCGAGCGCGAGCGUCCUCGCCUCCUGCUGGUACGCCCCGCCCCCGGGCCGGCGAACGCAGCGGUGAAGGUCCGAUCUUCACGUCUGCGCCGUCUCGUCAGGCGGCCAGGGAACGAGACGAAUUAGGAGGUGGAAGAUCAGCAGGACCAACUUCAACAUCAGCACACGCCGGCCAUCCGCUAGUACACGGAGGACGACUUGGUGGUCGACCUGGCGCGUCUCAUCGUGCGUCUUCUGUUCCACCUCGAGGAGCCUCGGUUCCUUCCGCCGCGGGGAGGACAAAACCGACCGUGUCGAGUGAAAGAAGUCAAAGUAGUCCUGUCGAAUCGGCAGCGAUGCCGAAGACUGCGGCGCCAAAAGCACCAGCUCAAGGAGCGGCGCAACGCGCAACAUCUCCUAUGAAAGCGGAUAUUGAUGGGGGAGCACCACGACCAGCACCAUCAGGACGCGAAGAAAGAAGUUCAGUUGGAGGCUUUCAUGAUCCCGGAGGACGCUCAGGCUCCAGUGGUCAACCACAACCAAAAGGCCCCAGUAAUAUAUCUGGACCCGUUGCCAGUGAAAGAGGCAGAUCUGCGAGGCCGAACCCACUCCCACAAGGAUCUCCAUAUGCUGCAGCUGCUCCACGGGAAGGAUCUCCAGAUGCCUCUUCACCUGCUCGUGUCGUACAGUCCCAGCCAAGGAGCCGAUCCCAAUCAAGGUCCCCUUCCCCUGCACGUGCAGCAGCUGCAGGACCUGCUACGAGCCAAAAGGCACCUGCAGUGCCUGCUGUUGCUGCAGGACUACCGAGAACCGCCAUGAAGACUACUAGCCCGCCGCAGUCUUCUCGGGCGGGACCGAAAACACCCUCCACCAGCGCGGCUUCAAUCGCAACUGCAGCAGCGAGCCCGGCAUCCGCAUCCCCCGCCACGGCAAAGGCUCUACCGGGACCGAAGCGAGCAACUUCAGCCGGGCGUGCUGCACCCACAGCACCUGCACCAAGGGCAGCAUCCGCAUCCCCCGUCGGCAGGGGUCCACCGAGACCUGAAGCUCGUCCACCCGCAACAGCAAGAGCAGCGUCCGCUGCACCACCCGUGAAAGCGAACGCACCCCCAGCCGGGGCUCCAGUACUCACAGCAGCAAGACGAGCAGCAUCCGCUGCGCCCCCCGUCAAAGUAGUGAAAGCACACCCGGCAGGGGCUCCAGGACCCGCAGCAGCAAGAGGACGACCAGGAUCCGCUACACCACCGCUCGUCGCCAAAGCGAAAGCACAAGCCGCCAAGGCUCCACCGGCAGCAACAAGGGGAGCAUCCGCUGCACCCCGCCCUGCUAGCAAAACGACUCCUCCAACCGCAGCACCAAAAAGCGCAGCACCUCAGCGUGGUCCAGGCGCCGACCGCCCCCGGACGCCUCCUCCACAGCAGGGCAAGCCCCAAUCGCAAUCGUCCCCCAUCAAGAGGACUAUGGCGCCUCCCGGACCGGCGACCGCAGCACCCCCAUCUCAAGCCCCCAGCCAAAAGCAAUUUUCCGGGCCCAGCGGGAACGCAGCGAGGGCGGCCGCUAGUGUUUCUGCGCACGACAGCUCUCGUCAGCGAACGGGAACUUCUAGUGGUGUUUCUCCGGCACCGGCACGAGCACGACCUCCGGCUGCAGCUGCGCCUCCACCGGUACGACACGUUGCUGCAGCGCCACCACGUGGAGGCUCCGUCGCUGGUCGCAGUUCAUCUCAAGGUCCUGCCGAGCCGCGCCCGCCAGCGCAAAAAUCGCAACAAGGCCGAAGUAACGUUCCUGCGACGGCGGCGAGAGGACGAAGAUACAGGCAGGGUGGUGGGUCUGCUUCGUCUUUCACGGAGAAGUCCUCCCCUGGGUUAACAAGAGAAGACGAAGACGUUGUGGCAGGAGCGACGCAAAGGCAAACCUAAUUCAGGUUCGUCCGGAAAAGCAAUGCGACACAUUGGGUGAAGGGCGAGGACCCGACUUUUGGUCACGCGAACCGGAAAUGCGACAAAUUGAGCUAAAUGUCAGUAUGUCGAAACUUAAAUUGGAUUGAAGUAUAAUUGUAUCGGAUUUGGAAAAAAAAAAAAAACUCCCUCUCUCAAGUGAUUCUUCUUCUUCCCCCUUGGUACACGUACAAGUGCAUGCAUUCCCCUCCUUUGUCCGUACGUUUUUCUUUCUGCAACUGAAAGUCGAAACAUAAUAUCGCAAACAUAAGCAUUUUCAUCUAGUAGAAGUAUGAUUGCAUAGAAGUAGGCACACCGAAACGGGUAUGCAUAUGGUUUUCGUUUCGGGCAUUGGCAUUCGUUUUCGUACACGAACCUCACAAAUAACGACGUAUUUCUUAUUUGUUUCAUCUUUUUCAGCGCAGACCCCGCUGCGGAUCUACUUCAUUCAGCGUUUAUAGGUUAUUUUUCAGGGUUCGCUUGACGCUAACGGUAAGGACGUGUCGUAUUUUGUGAGUUUGAGUUUCAAUUUGUUUCCGUUCUCGAAAUUGAUCACCAGGUCUCGACGCUUCUGCGCGGGUCUUGCGUAUGAAGCGGUAUGGAAGAAGAUAAUCGGUUUAGUAUCUAUCUGUUAUGAUUAUCAGACUCUG
Amoebophrya sp. A120 is the source of this 10104-nucleotide messenger RNA. The record is from the annotation of a GenBank genome assembly. Lineage: Eukaryota; Dinophyceae; Syndiniales; Amoebophryaceae.